AUGUUGGACCAGAACAUAAGUAUAAUCAAUGAGACGUCAGACAUGCUCAACGGAAGUGGUUUUGUCAACAAUUAUACCAGUCAUGAAGACGGGGGAAAUACCGGGUUUUACUUUUAUCUUUAUGACAUCACCUGGCCAAUCUUAACGUUAUUGGGGAUGAUUGGUAAUAGCCUGGCAUUUAUAGUCCUGUACCAACUGUCCUCCACAUCUUCAUUCUAUUUGUAUCUCGCCUUUCUCGCCAUCUCCGACUUCUCUUUCCUGAUUGUCGGGGGGGUAUUUCGUUGGUUGGAGAUGACAGGAAUGUAUACGCCUUCUAAAAGUUUUGAGGAAAUGUUGUGCUCCGUGUCGUUUGCCUUCACGCUGUUAUUCUCGCAGUUGUCAUCUUGGAUCACAGUGGCUGUAACUGUCGAUCGCUAUAUAGCUGUAUGCCACCCCUUCGCUGUCAGUGUCUACUGUACACGAAAGAGAACGCUAAUUUACGUCGGGACGGCCUUCCUGGUUCUCGCUGCUCUUAACUUACCAAACAUUUGUCUACAAUGGGAUCACGAAACCUUGACCUGUGUUCUACCAGAAUUUACACAUGACUAUUGUUUUAAGUUCAGAGGUUAUAUAGACAUCCUUUCUUACGCUAUUAUUCCAAUCCUCAUCAUCUGUAUCCUCAAUAUUCUAAUUAUACGGGGCCUUUACAGUGCAGCUGGUCGAAGACGUUUUCUAACUUCCGGCAGCGAGAGCAGCGCGCCCCCUACAGUUGAAAGGAAGGAUUCCAUCUCGAAAACGGUCAGCAUGUUGUUUUCAGUUACCGCGUGCUUCGUCCUUCUGUUCAUCCCGUUCGUAGGCGUGUCUCUGCACGAGGUCGUUUAUGGCUAUGGGUGGGAUUCCAUUCCCGGCACGUUAGCAGAUCUGUGCUCCUUCUUGAACCAUUGUUUGAACUUCAUACUGUAUGGUCUAUCGGGACAGCGUUUCCGAAAGAAGUUUAUUGAAACAUUGAACAUGCGCCGUGUUUUUAGAGAUUAA
Molecule: messenger RNA, 1014 nt
Organism: Ylistrum balloti
Lineage: Eukaryota; Metazoa; Mollusca; Bivalvia; Pectinida; Pectinidae
Product: FMRFamide receptor-like
Exons: 1
Coding region: 1-1014 (337 amino acids)
Biological process (GO): G protein-coupled receptor signaling pathway
Cellular component (GO): plasma membrane
Molecular function (GO): G protein-coupled receptor activity
Source: RefSeq, a predicted model, not a curated record